AUGGUCCUCACGCUGAGGAAAAGGUACCUCACGCUGAGAACAGGAUUCCUCAUGCUUAGGACCAGUUUCCUCACGCUGAGGACAAGGUUCCUUACGCUGAGGACAAGGUCCCUCACGCUGAGAACAAGGUUCGUCACGCUAAGGAAAAGUUGCUCGCGCUGAGGACAAGGUUCCUCACGCUGAGGACAAGGUUCUUCACGCCGAGGACAAGGUUCUUCACGCUGAGGACGAGGUUCCUCACGCUGAGGGCAAGGUUCCGCAUGCUGAGAAGAAGGUUCCUGACGCUGAGAACAAGGUUUUUCACGCCGGGAACAAGGUUCCUCACGCUGAGGACAAGGUUCCUCACACUGAGGACAAGGUUACUCACGCUGAGGACAAGGUUCCUCACGCUGAGGACAAGGUUCCUGACGCUGAGGACAAGGUUUAUAACGCUGGGACAAGGCUUUUCACGCUGAGGACAAAGUCCCUCACGCUGAGGACAAGGUUCCUGACGCUGAGGACAAGGUUCCUGACGCUGAGGACAAGGUUCCUGACACUGAGGACAAGGUUUUCCCGCCGAGGACAAGGUUUUCCCGCCGAGGACAAUGUUCUUCACGCUGAGGACAAGGUUCUUCACGCUGAGGACAAGGUUCCUCGCGCUGAGGACGAGGUUCCUCACGCUGAGAACAAGGUGUCUCACGCUUAG
Molecule: messenger RNA, 685 nt
Organism: Paramuricea clavata
Lineage: Eukaryota; Metazoa; Cnidaria; Anthozoa; Malacalcyonacea; Plexauridae
Source: the annotation of a GenBank genome assembly